CCGCCCCCACCAUGGCCGCAUCCACCCUGUCCGUCUGCUCCAGCGACCGGAGCUACGGCAGCCGCGUCUGCCUGCCCGGCUCCUGUGACUCCUGCCCCGACUCCUGGCAGGUGGACGACUGCCCAGAGAGCUGCUGCGAGCCCCCCUGCUGUGCCCCCCCCUGCUGUGCCCCCCCCUGCUGUGCCCCCACCUGCUGUGUCCCCACCUGCUGCGCCCCCACCUGCUGUGACCCCAGCUGCUGUGAUUCCAGCUGCUGUGUCCCCACCUGCUGUGCCCCCACCUGCUGUGACUCCAGCUGCUGUGCCCCCUCCUGCCUGACCCUCAUCUGCACCCCUGCGAGCUGCGGGUCCAGCCCCUGCCCGUCAGCCUGCACCAGCUCCUGCCAGCGCUCCCCCUGCCAGGAAGACUGCUGUGUGUCUGUCUGCUGCAAGCCCGUCUGCUGCACCCCUGUCUGCUGCACCCCUGUCUGCUGCAAGCCCGUCUGCUGCACCCCUGUCUGCUCCGGGCCCUCCUCCUGCUGCCAGCCCAGCCCCUGCUCCUCGUCCUGCUGCAGACCGUCCUCCUGCGUGUCCCUGCUCUGCCGCCCCGUGUGCAGACCCGCCUGCUGCGUGCCUGCCUCCUCCUGCUGUGCCCCUGCCUCCUCCUGCCAACCCAGCUGCUGCCGCCGGGCCUCCUGCGUGUCCCUGCUCUGCCGCCCUGUGGGCUCCCGCCAGGCAUGCUGUGUGCCCGCCUCGGCCCAGAAGUCCUGCUGCUGA
Lutra lutra (Eurasian river otter) is the source of this 755-nucleotide messenger RNA. RefSeq names its product keratin-associated protein 10-7-like. The transcript has a single exon. Gene Ontology annotation, cellular component: keratin filament. The record is from RefSeq and is a predicted model, not a curated record. NCBI's taxonomy places the organism in Eukaryota, Metazoa, Chordata, Mammalia, Carnivora, Mustelidae. Bases 12 to 755 code for a protein of 247 amino acids.